Molecule: messenger RNA, 7967 nt
Organism: Prinia subflava (tawny-flanked prinia)
Lineage: Eukaryota; Metazoa; Chordata; Aves; Passeriformes; Cisticolidae
Gene: SLC12A1
Product: solute carrier family 12 member 1
Exons: 26
Coding region: 1-3294 (1097 amino acids)
Biological process (GO): potassium ion import across plasma membrane; sodium ion homeostasis; cell volume homeostasis
Cellular component (GO): apical plasma membrane
Molecular function (GO): sodium:potassium:chloride symporter activity
Source: RefSeq, a predicted model, not a curated record
AUGUCAAUGAACAAUGCACCAAACGUGUUCUUGGAUCCAAAUGCAAACCGGUUUCAAGUUAACAUCAUUAAUGAAGACCAAGACAACAAUGAAACAACCCAAGAGGAUGUGGGCUCUGACCCACCACAUUAUGAAGAAACAUCUUUCACUGAUGAGACACAUAACAGACUAAGAAUCAGUUACAAACCAGGAAAAAGAGAAUUAUAUGACAAUUUCCGUCAAAAUGGGGAGAAAACAGAAGCUAGCUUACAUCCCUAUGAUACUCACAGUAAAAUGUAUUAUCUACAAACUUUUGGCCAUAACACAAUGGACCCAGUUCCCAAAAUUGAUUAUUAUAGAAACACUGGCAGUGUCAGUGGGAAUAAGCUCAGCAGACCAAGCUUAUUAGAAAUUCAUGAACAACUGGCAAAGAACAUUGCCGUGAGCACCGGCUCUGUCGAGAGAGUGGCGAAUGGAGAGAGCACCGCUGGAGAUGAGACAGCAGUCAGCAAGGAGGAAGAGAACAAAACAGGAUUUGUCAAGUUCGGAUGGGUGAAGGGUGUGCUGGUAAGAUGCAUGCUUAAUAUUUGGGGUGUGAUGCUCUUUAUUCGACUUUCCUGGAUUGUAGGUCAAGCAGGAAUUGGUCUUGGAAUCAUAGUUAUUGCUCUGAGUGUAGUAGUAACAACACUGACAUGUAUCUCCAUGUCUGCCAUUUGCACUAAUGGAGUAGUAAGAGGAGGUGGAGCAUACUACCUUAUCUCAAGAAGUCUGGGUCCAGAGUUUGGUGGAUCUAUAGGACUGAUCUUUGCCUUUGCAAAUGCAGUGGCAGUUGCCAUGUAUGUAGUUGGAUUUGCUGAAACAGUUGUAGAACUUCUUAAGGAGAGUGAUUCCCUCAUGGUAGAUGACUCCAACGACAUCAGAAUCAUAGGGACCAUCACUGUGGUGUGUCUGCUCGGCAUCUCUGUUGCUGGCAUGGAAUGGGAAGCAAAGGCUCAAGUUAUUCUUCUAAUUGUUCUCCUGGUUGCCAUUGCAAAUUUCUUUAUUGGGACAGUCAUUCCUACCAACACUGAAAAGAAGGCAAGAGGCUUUUUUAAUUACCAAGGAUCAAUAUUUGCAGAAAACUUUGGACCAGAUUUCAGAAGUGGAGAAGGAUUUUUUUCGGUGUUUGCCAUUUUUUUCCCAGCUGCCACUGGCAUUCUUGCAGGAGCCAAUAUCUCAGGAGAUCUGAAAGACCCACAAAGUGCCAUACCCCAGGGAACAAUGCUGGCCAUUCUGAUCACCACAAUUGCUUACAUUGCUGUUGCAAUAUGUGUAGGCUCCUGUGUUGUACGAGAUGCUACUGGGAGCGUCAAUGACACAAUUGUACCUGGAAUGAACUGCAAUGGAUCAUCUGCCUGUGGCCUGGGCUAUGAUUUUUCCAGAUGUACAAGUCAGCCAUGUGAUUAUGGGCUGAUGAAUAAUUUUCAGGUGAUGAGCAUGGUGUCUGGCUUUGGUCCUCUCAUCACAGCUGGCAUCUUCUCAGCUACUCUGUCAUCAGCUCUAGCAUCUCUUGUCAGCGCACCCAAAGUUUUCCAGGCUCUUUGCAAGGACAACGUCUACAAAGGGCUGGAAUUCUUUGCCAAAGGAUAUGGAAAAAACAACGAGCCUAUCAGGGGAUAUGUCCUCACUUUUGCAAUCGCCAUGGCAUUCAUUCUGAUUGCUGAACUGAAUACCAUUGCUCCCAUCAUCUCCAAUUUCUUCCUGGCUUCAUAUGCUUUGAUUAAUUUCUCCUGCUUUCAUGCCUCAUAUGCAAAAUCUCCAGGUUGGAGGCCUGCAUUCAGAUAUUAUAACAUGUGGGUGUCGCUUUUUGGAGCCUUGCUGUGCUGCGGGGUGAUGUUUGUCAUCAACUGGUGGGCAGCUCUCAUCACUUAUGCCAUUGAGCUCUUCCUAUAUAUUUAUGUAACAUAUAAGAAGCCAGAAGUAAACUGGGGCUCCUCUACGCAGGCUCUUUACUUUGUUAAUGCCUUAGACAGCGCUUUGGCAUUAACAACAGUGGAAGAACACGUGAAAAACUUCAGACCCCAGUGCCUAGCAUUAACAGGAGCUCCUAUGGUCAGGCCUGCUCUACUGGACAUGACCCACACAUUCACGAAGAACAACGGGCUGUGUAUCUGCUGUGAAGUGUACACGGGACCACGCAAGCUGUGUGUUAAGGAGAUGAACAGUGGCAUGGAAAAAAAGCAGGCCUGGCUCACAAAGAACAAAAGAAAAGCCUUUUAUGCAGCUGUGGCAGCUGACAGCUUCAGAGAUGGAGUCAAAAGUCUACUUCAAGCCUCAGGCUUGGGCAGAAUGAAGCCAAAUACCCUGGUGAUCGGAUUUAAGAAGGACUGGAGAAGUGCACCUGCCACUCAGGUUGAGAACUAUGUGGGCAUUAUACAUGAUGCCUUUGACUUUGAGCUUGGCGUAAUUAUCAUCAGAAUUAGCCAAGGAUUUGAUAUAUCUCAGGUCCUUCAGGUUCAAGAGGAAUUAGAGAAGCUGGAGCAGGAGAGAUUGGCACUGGAAGCCACCAUUAAAGAAAAUGAUUUUGAAGAAGGAAAAAGGGGCAUCUGUGGAUUCUUCAAAAAAGCCAGCUCACUGAAUAUCUCCAAACAUGAAACAAAGAAGGAGAGCACCAUUAACACCAUACAGUCAAUGCAUGUGGGUGAAUUCAAUCAGAGGCUGCUAGAAGCCAGCACUCAAUUUAAAAAGAAACAAGGAAAAGGUACAAUUGACAUUUGGUGGCUGUUCGAUGAUGGAGGUCUAACAAUCCUAAUUCCUUACAUUCUAACUCUCAGGAAGAAGUGGAAGAAUUGUAAAUUAAGGAUCUUCACUGGAGGAAAAGUCAACAGGAUUGAAGAAGAAAAACUAGUGAUGGCUUCACUCCUAAGCAAAUUCAGAAUAAAAUUUGCUGAUAUUAAUAUAAUUUGUGACAUCAAUAUAAAGCCCAACAAAGAGAGCUGGAAAUUCUUUGAAGAGAUGAUUGAACCAUAUCGCCUCCAUGAAAGCUGCAAAGAUUUAACAACUGCUGAGAAAUUAAAGCGAGAGGCUCCAUGGAAAAUUACAGAUGCAGAGCUGGAAGCAUUCAAGGAGAAGAGUUACCGCCAAGUCCGUCUGAAUGAACUUUUACAAGAGCACUCAAGAGCAGCCAACCUCAUUGUCCUGAGCCUGCCUGUGGCAAGAAAAGGAGCAGUGUCUGAUUACCUGUACAUGGCUUGGCUAGAAAUUCUCUCCAAGAACCUUCCUCCAGUCUUAAUGGUCAGAGGCAACCACAAAAAUGUCCUGACUUUCUAUUCUUAGAAAAACAUCAGUGCCUGGAAUAUGCCUUGCUUGAUUCCAACAUCUCUGUUUUUAAUGGCAAUGGUUCAUCAAAGACACACUCAGUUAAUGCAAAUCUAAAGAAUUUUUUUUUCAAAAAUCCAAAGCAACACAGCAAAGAAUUAAGACAAAAAAUGUAAAUGGUCCCUGCUGGUGUUACACUCCAGUACAGGCAAAAGAAAGAAAAUCUACCUGUGUCAUACGAGACAGCAAAUAGUUUGAGCACACAAAGAAGAAAUUCUUCUGAUUUUAUAAGGUGUAUUGAAAAACUUUUUGAUAUUUAUCCUAGAAAGCAAAAAUUAACUGUGACUAUACAGAAAGCAUUAAAUCUCUAAAUAAUUAUUUCAGAUUUCACUAUCAUAGUUGCUAAUGGGCACACAGUAGGAUUAAAAUUAAAUGCAUCAGCUUUUAAGACAAAAACCUGUAUGGCAUCCAUCAGGUGUAAGUCACGAACUGAUAGAAUGCAAAUGGAAUACCUGCAAUGCUUUUUGAUUGAAAUACUGCCAAAUUAAGACCUAUGCCUACAGCAGAUGCUUCUACCUAAAAUGUUCUGUUAAUUUAAAUUAAUUCAAACACUUCCAAUUUAGUGAAAAACCAAAAAUAAUAUAUAUAUAAAUGUGGACACUAUAUUACAAGACUUGAUAAUGUAUUUUCAAGCUCUGACGUGCAAUGGAAUGUGUGAUUGAAAUAAUUAAAUGUGGUAUGUAAAUUUCACCAAAAAAUUAGUAAAAUGCUAAAUAUUCUGGCAAUUUUUGCUAUGAUUGUUAGGGUUAAUACAAUCUGACAUUAUACAUUGGGAUAUGUACAGUGAUUUAUGUAAUUAGAAUGCAACAAAAACUCACUAGCUGAGUUGAAUGCCUUAUUAUUGAUUAUAUAAAAGAUUUCUUUCUUUUUUGACUUUCUAAAUAAUAUUAAUUAUGCACUAACUUAAAAUAAAGGCAAUUCAUUAAGUUGUGUAAUUUUUUCUAUUUUCUACUCUGCAAUGUUAUGAUACUUUAUAAUUUCAGCUGUCAAGAAAAGCAGCUUCUCUUUUUAACGAGUAAAGCUAUAUCCUAUGUGUAAGCAUUAUUUAAAUUAAAAAUCAAGGAACAUGGCUAAUUUAUUUUCUGUAGUCCUGAAACUCCUUUGCAGAGACCAACCAACAUCGAAGCCUCAUGAAAGCCAAGAAACUCUGAAUUUCAUUAAAUGUAUAUUUUACAGCAGACCUCAGCUUCCAUCCUGCUUGAAUUAUUAGCAUUUAACUUGUAGUGGAUUUAGUACUCCAUCUCCAAAAAUGACAAAUAUUUAAUAUUCGUAUUUUUUCUGAGUUCAACAGCAGCAAUUCAGCAGAACAUGGUAAUGUAGCCCAGUAAUCCAUGCUUUAUUUUCUCCAUCUAUUAAAGGCAGGAUAUUAAAUAUUGAUAUUUUCUCAUAAUAUUCUUCCUUUGCUUCUUACACAUUUACAAUCAGGCUGAAGGAUCAUUUUACAAUCUAACUGCAUUACACAGGAGUUUCUUCCAUAUACCAGACUUCCUGCACAACUCAGAGCAAACCACAACUCACAUUCUGCACCUGCAAAACAAGGAGAUUAUCCUCAUCCUUCACAGUGAUGUCAGCAGAGAUACCAGAGCUUGUUACAUGGUGCCAGGUCCUUGCAGGAUUGUAGUGACACCAUCCUCUCACCUCACCUCACCCAGAUACAACCUGAAUGGCACCCAGCCAAAGCCACGCUUUUAGGGAGGCCCCACUUAGGAUCUGUGUUUCUUAUCACAAUCUACACAAGGAGGAAUUAUACACCUCUAUAAGCCCUUUAAUUAUGUACAUGACUGGGGAUUGUUUCCUAAAUAUUCCCAAGUACUGUAAUUCUCAAUCUAUAGGGAACAUUGACACAAACUGUUCUGGGGGACCUAAGCAGAUCCAAAAGGAGAAUGAGCAUAAAAUGAACCAGCAAUGGCACUUUCAAUACUAUUCACUCUUCUCUCUCACAAGCACACUGCUGUGGGCAUUGCAAAAAUAAAUCCCAAGAGAUACCUGCCUAAACAAAUAGGAAUCAAAACCUAAGUACUAACAUACAAUUUUAUAAAAUUUCUUGCUUGCACUACAGUGAUGAAUUAGAAGAUGUACCCACACAACAGUUUAAUGGGAUAAACUCAGGAUGCAACACCACUUAACUACCUGAAGGUGCUAUUUCCACAAUUUUACAAGUAAUUUAAACAAAGUAUUUUCCAAGCAGCUUCUACUUCCUGUUCCUCACCAUGAUUUCUGAAUGUGUGUGGACCCAUUUGGAGAUUAUACUAAUUAUGGACUAUCUUAAAUUGCAACUUAGAUUGCAAAAUGUUGUUAGUCCACCUACCUCAUUUCCAGCUUUGUAAGAGACACUUCUUUAAACAAGUUAUGCACAAAACAACUGCUGAAUUUUAAUCAUCAAGUUAGUAACAAAACUGUAAUUACAUGUUUGACAUCUCUAGGAAAAAAACCAGCUCUAAUGCUGUCUAGCACAUUUUUAGCUUAUAUCACACUACCAAUUCCACAAGUUUAUAUAAUUUAGGCUGGAUUUGGUCAGCCACGAUAAAAACAAGCAUAGGUAAAGUGACCAGGGACAUUUAAAUGUGAAAAUACCAUUGCUAUGAAGCAAGGACAAAGAAUAUUUUGAAUUUUGUUCAAAAACCUAGGCAUCCUGCACAGUUAAGCUUGUGCCUAAGGGCCUGUUAAUAUGAUCCACUAUCACUUACCAGUGAAUCUUACCUUUCCUUCCUAAUGUUAGUGGAGCUCCAACAGGUACCACAAAAGGCAUUUCAUCAUAGUUCAGAGACUACACUUGCCCUGAAUCUUUUUAGAAGCACUGGCAGGUUGCCCAUCUUGAUCACAUACUCCUUAAGCACAGUCCAGAUUAUGCUGUCCAAAACAGUAUCCUUCCAAUGUGCCUUUCACUAGAUUUUUCAGUCCCCAGCAGAGAUUCUUUUUGAGGGGAUUGUUUCUUUAUUUUAUUUUUAAAUCAGCUACCCAACUGUAGCAAGCAGAAAAGCUGCCUAACCAAAAACGUGCUGCAUUGUGAGGAUAAACAACUGCAACUACACUACAAAAAUCAUGUUGCUAUCCUACUUCACACUCAAAGGAGUUUCCACUCAUUCUUGAUCAUCACAAAGUACAAAGCUCCAGCCACCAGAAUAGGAAAUUUCAUCAGUCUUAAACCUCUGAAAUUUUCAUAUUGAAAAGUCCUACCAAAAGCUUUCCUGACUAAGCAAUACUAAACCUCAGAAAAACCUAGACAUUUCUCAUUUUUUCCCUCUUUUUCUCUAAUUCCAUGUGGGAUUUCAAGAUCUUUUCAGCAAAAGCAGUUUCAGCAACUGAUCAGUAGUUUGCAAGCAAGAGAUGUCAACAGGUAACAGGAAUCAGCACUUCAGCUGUACAAACGGGGCAAACACCUACAAGUAGUCCUAGCUACUACUGACUCCUUUAACUUCCCUCAGCUGUUUGUCACCUCCCCUCAGGCAGAGGUCCCUGACCUAUCACCAAAGCAGGGGGAACAGAAUGUGAGUAACUCAGUAUUUUCAGCUUGAAUUUCAGGGGCCUCCCUAAAACUUCUUCCUCUGAUGGUUUGGCUGUCAUUGGACUUCAACAAAGUGACUGUGGGUCAUUCCUCCUGCCCUCUCUCCCUUGUUACCUCUCUAACUCUUGGCAGCAGAGCAAAAACCUUCAGUGCUGCAGCUCUUUGCUAAAUGAGUGACUCAUCCCUCAAGUUAUGAGGAAAGCCAAGGUUUUGCAAGGUUGUGCUUCAGCACAGGUCAGGCCAGUGUUUAAACAUCUCUUCAUGCUGGUACCUAGGGCACAGCCUAGGCCAUCGAGACUGUGUGGCCAGCAUUGCUGAGGAACACCUCACACUGGCCUUGACUCUGCAAGGAAAAAUAGAAACAAACAAACAAAGUGAGUUGCAGCUCACAUUCUCCACAAACAAGUGCAACAACCCACAGUCAAGCCAUUGCUGGAAUUUCAUCAGAGGAAAUUAAGUUUCAAACAAAAUCAAACACACUAAGAUUGCCUGGAACAGAGUAAAAUUCCAUGACCCCCAUGCUGUACUGCAAACAUGCAAUCAAAAACAGAGUUUCAUUAUAAACAGACAACAUCGUAACAGCCUUUUUAAAUUACAAACCUUAAUCAUUGUGAAAGCUUAGCUGUGCUAAGUAAGAAUGGAGUGGGAAGUCGCUCUUUUAAAGCCACUUUUUUUUCCUAAUAAAAAUCCUCAUUUUAACACCAAAACUUCAGUGGGGAGAAUUUUGGGGCUAUUACCCCUGAAAAAGGCUCUGCUUUUUCCUGUGUACAAGAAAUCAGCCUCUACUCCUGCUCUCAGUCCAGGCAAAAAGGCAGGUGAUUUCACAGAAUCACUGAAUUGUUUUUCAAAGUCAAAGGAGGAAAUGCCCUAUAGAGAGCAGCACUAAUCAGUGAUGAGGAAUGCAGGAAGGUUUACCAUGUACAGAUCAAGCAACACCUUCCCAGAACCAAGGUAAACUUGGUUUUAGACUUCCAGCAUAAGGUUAGGGUGGUUCCCCUUGUAAAGAUCUGGGAGAAAAACCAGUGUCACUCAGCUGAGUCCUUUCUCCUUAAGAAUAUUUUUGGAUAUUAUUCAUGGGCUUCCAGGCUACCUCAAGCACAGUUUAGAACCAGCCUGCCUCACCAAG